Molecule: messenger RNA, 1029 nt
Organism: Monosiga brevicollis MX1
Lineage: Eukaryota; Choanoflagellata; Craspedida; Salpingoecidae
Exons: 6
Coding region: 1-1029 (342 amino acids)
Biological process (GO): GDP-mannose biosynthetic process; cell wall mannoprotein biosynthetic process
Cellular component (GO): cytoplasm
Molecular function (GO): GTP binding; mannose-1-phosphate guanylyltransferase (GTP) activity
Source: RefSeq, a predicted model, not a curated record
AUGAAGGCUUUAAUUCUUGUCGGCGGCUUUGGCACUCGCCUCCGCCCCCUUACCCUCUCCCUGCCCAAGCCCCUGGUUCCUUUUGCCAAUUUGCCCAUGGUCAUGCAUCAGGUGGAGGCGUUGGUCAAGGCCGGUGUGGACCACGUCGUUCUGGCCGUCAACUACCGCGCUGAGAUCAUGCAGGACGAGAUCAAAAAGCAUGCCGAGCGUCUGGCCGAGUCCAUCCUGCGCGAUGGUGAGCCUUUUUUUGUCCUCAACUCGGACGUCAUCUGCCAGUUCCCCUUCAAGGAGCUGGUUGCCUUUCACAAAGCCCAUGGCAAGGAGGGUACCAUCCUGGUGACCAAGGUGGAAGAGCCCAGCAAGUAUGGUGUUGUCGUCUCAGACAAAGAUACGGGCUGCAUCGAGCGCUUUGUCGAGAAGCCCAAGAUUUUCGUCGGCAACCGCAUCAACGCAGGUCUCUACAUCUUCAACCCGGAGAUCCUGGACCGCAUCGAGCCACGCCCGACGUCGAUUGAAAAGGAGAUUUUCCCUGCUAUGGCCGAGACGCAAAACCUUUAUGCAAUGGACCUGCCCGGCUUUUGGAUGGAUGUGGGUCAGCCCCCGGACUACCUGAAGGGCAUGGUCCUCUACCUCAACUCGGUAUUAGAAAAUGAGCCUGCAAAGGUUACACCAACCAGCACCAACGGCACCGAGUUUAUUGGCCCCGUUCUGGUGCAUCCCACCGCUACUAUUGGUGCCAACUGCAAGAUUGGCCCCAACGUGGUUGUCGGCCCCAACGUCACCGUGGGUGAGGGCGUGCGCCUCCAGCGCUGCACGCUCAUGGAGGACGUGCGCGUCAAGAGCCAUGCGUGGAUCGAGUCUUGCAUUAUUGGCUGGCGCUCCACUGUUGGUGAAUGGGCUCGCAUGGAGGGUGUCUGCGUCCUGGGCGAGGAUGUCGAGGUCAAGGACGAGCUGCACCUCAACGGCGCGCGCGUCUUGCCUCACAAGUCAAUCUCGGCCAGCGUGCACGAGCCGACUAUUAUCAUGUAG